Molecule: messenger RNA, 3115 nt
Organism: Ipomoea nil (Japanese morning glory)
Lineage: Eukaryota; Viridiplantae; Streptophyta; Magnoliopsida; Solanales; Convolvulaceae
Product: DNA mismatch repair protein MSH2
Exons: 13
Coding region: 1-2823 (940 amino acids)
Biological process (GO): mismatch repair; mitotic recombination
Cellular component (GO): nucleus; MutSalpha complex
Molecular function (GO): mismatched DNA binding; ATP-dependent DNA damage sensor activity; ATP binding
Source: RefSeq, a predicted model, not a curated record
AUGGAUGAAAAAUUUGAGGAACAAAACAAGCUUCCGGAGCUCAAACUCGAUGCCAAGCAAGCUCAAGGGUUUCUCUCAUUCUUCAAAACGCUACCCAGUGACACUAGGGUUGUUCGGUUUUUCGAUCGCCGAGAUUAUUACACAGCUCAUGGGAACAAUGCAACUUUCAUAGCAAAGACUUAUUACCAUACUACAACUGCUUUACGGCAGUUGGGUAGUGGACCUGGUGCCAUCUCUAGUGUUAGUAUGAGUAGAAACAUGUUUGAGACAAUAGCCCGUGACCUUCUCCUGGAGAGGACUGAUCACACUCUUGAGUUGUAUGAGGGUAGUGGCUCAAACUGGAGAUUAGUUAAAACUGGGACCCCUGGGAAUCUUGGAAGUUUUGAGGACAUUCUUUUUGCAAAUAAUGAAAUGCAAGAUUCUCCCGUAAUUGUAGCUCUUGUUCCAAACAUUCGUGAAAAUGGAUGCGUUGUUGGGUUAGGUUAUGUUGAUCUUACUAAGAGAAUGCUUGGAUUGACAGAAUUUCUUGAUGAUAGCCACUUCACAAAUGUAGAAUCUGCUUUGGUUGCUCUUGGUUGCAAAGAAUGUCUUGUUCCUGUGGAGAGUACCAAAUCUAGUGAAUGUAGAGCUUUGCAAGAGGUAAUGGCAAGAUGUGGUGUAAUGGUAACUGAAAGAAAGAAAUCUGAGUUUAAAGGAAGAGAUUUGGUGCAGGAUCUUGGUAGACUUGUUAAAGGUUCCAUAGAACCAGUUCGGGAUUUAGUCUCUGGGUUUGAGUUGGCACCCGGAGCAUUGGGAUCCAUACUUUGUUAUGCAGAACUUCUUGCAGAUGAGAAUAAUUAUGGAAACUACACAAUUAGAAGGUAUGACCUUGACAGUUACAUGAAGUUAGAUUCUGCUGCUAUGAGGGCACUAAAUGUCCUGGAGAGCAAGUCGGAUGCAAACAAGAACUUUAGCUUGUUUGGCCUCAUGAAUAGAACCUGUACAGCUGGAAUGGGUAAAAGACUGUUGCACAUGUGGCUUAAACAGCCUUUACUGGAUGUAAAUGAAAUUAACUGUCGGCUGGAUUUGGUGCAAGCAUUUGUUGAGGAUGCUGAACUUCGCCAAGAUCUGAGGCAACAUUUGAAACGAAUUUCAGAUGUUGAGCGGUUGGUGCGCAAUCUUGAGAAGAAGAGAGCUGGCUUGGUGCAUAUUGUAAAACUUUAUCAGUCAAGUAUCAGACUUCCAUAUAUCAAAGGUGCUUUGGAAAGACAUGAUGGGCAAUUUGCAUCAUUGAUUAAGGAAAGGUAUUUGGACCAUCUAAACUAUUGGACUGAUGAUAAUCACCUAAGUAAGUUCAUUGGUCUUGUGGAAACUUCAAUUGACCUUGAUCAACUGGAGAAUGGGGAGUACAUGAUUUCUGCUGCCUAUGACUCAAACUUAUCCUCUUUAAAAAAUGAGCAAGAGUCACUAGAGCGGCAAAUUCGCAAUUUGCAUAAGGAAACUGCCAAUGAUCUUGAUUUAGCUAUUGAUAAAGCACUUAAGCUAGAUAAAGGACCGCAGUUUGGACAUGUCUUCAGAAUUACCAAGAAGGAAGAGCCUAAAGUUAGGAAGAAACUGAACACCCAAUUUAUUAUUCUUGAAACUAGAAAAGAUGGAGUGAAAUUUACCAAUACCAAACUCAAGAAACUCGGGGACCAAUACCAAAAGAUAGUUGAGGAGUAUAAAAACUGCCAGAAAGAACUGGUAGCUCGAGUAGUUCAAACUGCUUCAAGUUUCUCUGAGGUAUUUGAGGGUAUAGCUGUGCUGCUCUCUGAGUUGGAUGUAUUGCUCAGUUUUGCGGAUCUGGCUGCUAAUUGCCCAACUCCUUACACAAGGCCAGACAUCACCCCUCCAGAUGUGGGAGAUAUUGUACUAGAAGGAAGUAGACAUCCUUGUGUGGAAGCUCAAGAUUGGGUCAAUUUCAUUCCAAAUGAUUGUAAGCUAGUUAGGGGAAAGAGUUGGUUUCAGAUUAUUACUGGGCCCAACAUGGGUGGAAAAUCUACAUUCAUACGACAGGUCGGGGUCAAUAUCCUGAUGGCACAAGUUGGUUCAUUUGUUCCCUGUGACAAAGCUAGCAUUUCUGUUCGUGACUGCAUUUUUGCCCGUGUAGGAGCUGGAGAUUGCCAGCUUCGUGGAGUUUCAACUUUUAUGCAAGAAAUGCUUGAGACUGCAUCAAUCCUGAAAGGAGCUACUGAUAAAUCAUUGAUUAUUAUUGAUGAAUUAGGCCGUGGAACAUCAACUUAUGAUGGAUUUGGCUUAGCUUGGGCCAUUUGUGAGCACAUUGUUGAAGUGAUUAAAGGACCUACACUAUUUGCCACUCACUUCCAUGAGCUGACUGCACUGGCUAAUGAACAUAUGGAUAGCGAUCACUCCAAUAACAGUGCUGGUAUAACAAAUUAUCAUGUUAGUGCACACAUUGACUCUACAAAUCGCAAGUUAACUAUGCUUUACAAGGUUGAACCAGGUGCCUGUGAUCAAAGUUUUGGGAUUCAUGUUGCAGAGUUUGCGAACUUUCCAGAGAGUGUAGUUGCCCUUGCAAGGGAAAAGGCAGCUGAGUUGGAAGAUUUCUCACCUGCAUCUAUUAUUACUUCUGAUGCUAAAGAGGCAACCUCCAAGCGCAAGAGAGAAUUUGACUCUGAUGAUGUGUCUAGAGGGGCUGCCCGAGCCCGUCAGUUCCUAAAGGAUUUCUCCGAGUUGCCACUAGACAAGAUAGAUAUGAAUCAAGCUUUGCAAAACUUAAAAGAAUUGAAAGCAAAGUUGGAGAAGGAUGCAACAAAUAACCCUUGGCUUCAGCAAUUCUUCUAAUAGAAUAGUACUUGGGAUGAUCACCGCACUCCAAGAACAUUGACGCCGUGAAUGUUAUUAUUCGGCAAUCUUCCAGGUACCCUGCGAAUACAGUUUUCUUAUUUCUUUGCAAAUAGCUGGUUCUGUAUGUGGAAGCAUGAUAAUCUUGGUAGUUUUGAGGAUAUAUUUGACCUAGAUGCAUGUUGUUCAAUGAGUACAUUGAUCCUGUUAACCUUAAAGCAGUUGGGUUUUGUAUGUAUAUAAUCUUAUGAACAUUACUGGACAAAAUAGAAUCCUCUCUGCCGUGUUAUUA